AUGGCAAGCACGACACGUCGAAAGCAUUGGGCCCUCGUUGCAAGUGGAUUCGCAACAGAAUCUUCCGGGGUUCAGGACCAGCAUCUCGUCGGGGCUGAGAUUUCGAACCGAACCUUGUCUACCGAGAGCUCUAGUGAAGGAAAAGAACGUCCAGAUGGAGGAUGGUCGGGCAAAGGUGUCGUUUGGCCAACGUCCAACUUGCUCGAGAGAACUGCCAACAAAGAUGUCUUCCAGACCUUCCGCCCCGGAAGGGGCCACGUGUCUACACCAAAUCGAAAUCUUCCGGGAGGUCGAGGUCCUCCGCAUGCCCAACUAUCAUCACAAUGGAAAGAUAGACGGGAUCCCGCGGUAGACGCACCCAGUACUGAGAAUACGAUGAGCUGCUUGGUAAUAUCAAGAGCCAUUACCUUGCGCUCGACUUCAAGUGCGGCCCACCGGACGCGAGAACAAGCAUCAUCCUCCUUGAACCGUAGACUGAACGAGUGGAUCCCCGAGAUGAACUAA
Cantharellus anzutake is the source of this 504-nucleotide messenger RNA. RefSeq lists its product as uncharacterized. The transcript is spliced from 4 exons. NCBI's taxonomy places the organism in Eukaryota, Fungi, Basidiomycota, Agaricomycetes, Cantharellales, Hydnaceae. The coding region runs from base 1 to 504 and encodes 167 amino acids. The record is from RefSeq and is a predicted model, not a curated record.